Molecule: messenger RNA, 1434 nt
Organism: Gavia stellata (red-throated loon)
Lineage: Eukaryota; Metazoa; Chordata; Aves; Gaviiformes; Gaviidae
Gene: CELF3
Product: CUGBP Elav-like family member 3
Biological process (GO): regulation of alternative mRNA splicing, via spliceosome; mRNA splice site recognition
Cellular component (GO): cytoplasm; ribonucleoprotein complex; nucleus
Molecular function (GO): mRNA binding
Source: RefSeq, a predicted model, not a curated record
AUGAAGGAGCCCGACGCCAUCAAACUCUUCGUGGGGCAGAUCCCGCGGCACCUGGAGGAGAAGGACCUGAAGCCCAUCUUCGAGCAGUUCGGCAAGAUCUACGAGCUCACCGUCAUCAAGGACAAGUACACCGGCAUGCACAAAGGAUGCGCCUUCCUGACCUACUGCGCCCGCGAGUCGGCCCUGAAGGCGCAGAGCGCCCUGCACGAGCAGAAAACCCUCCCGGGGAUGAACCGGCCCAUCCAGGUGAAGCCGGCGGACAGUGAGAGCCGCGGAGAGGACCGCAAGCUCUUCGUGGGGAUGCUGAGCAAGCAGCAGGCGGACGAGGACGUGCGCAAGAUGUUCGAGCCCUUCGGCACCAUCGACGAGUGCACGGUGCUGCGCGGGCCCGAUGGCACCAGCAAAGGCUGCGCCUUCGUCAAGUUCCAGAGCCACGCGGAGGCCCAGGCCGCCAUCGCCGCCCUCCACGGGAGCCGCACCUUGCCGGGAGCCUCCUCCAGCCUGGUGGUGAAGUUUGCGGACACGGAGAAGGAGCGGGGCCUGCGGCGGAUGCAGCAGGUCGCCAGCCAGCUGGGCAUGUUCAGCCCCAUCGCCCUCCAGUUUGGGGCCUACAGCGCCUACACGCAGGCGCUGAUGCAGCAGCAGGCGGCCCUGGUGGCCGCCCACUCGGCCUACCUCAGCCCCAUGGCCACCAUGGCCGUCCAGAUGCAGCACAUGGGCACAGUCAACCCCAACGGGCUCAUCGCCACCCCCCUGCCCCCCUCCUCAGGAACCAGCACGCCGCCGGCCAUGGCCGCCACGCCGGUGCCCGCCAUCGCGGCCCCGCUGAGCGUCAACGGGUACAGCCCGGUGCCGGCACAGCCCGCGGGACCCCCCGCUCCCGAGGCCGUCUACGCCGGCGGGGUCCCCCCCUUCCCAGCCCAGAGCCCCGCCGCCCCCGGGGACCCCCUGCAGCAGGCCUACGCCGGCAUGCAGCACUACACAGCCGCCUACCCGGCAGCCUACGGGCUGGUGAGCCCGGCCUUCGCCCCCCCGGGGCCCCUGCUCGCCCCCCCGCCCCCCCCACAGCAGCAGCAGCGUGAAGGCCCCGAGGGCUGUAACAUCUUCAUCUACCACCUGCCCCAGGAGUUCGCCGACACCGAGAUCCUGCAGAUGUUCCUGCCCUUCGGCAACGUCAUCUCCGCCAAGGUCUUCGUGGACCGCGCCACCAACCAGAGCAAGUGCUUCGGCUUCGUGAGCUUUGACAACCCGGCCAGCGCCCAGGCGGCCAUCCAGGCCAUGAACGGCUUCCAGAUCGGGAUGAAGCGCCUAAAGGUGCAGCUCAAGAGGCCCAAAGACGCCAACCGGCCCGUACUGAGCCUGGUGAGCCCCCCGGGACCCCCCCCGGGGCACCCUUGGCCGGGAGCCCCACCUGCCCCCCCCAGCUCUGCUUAA